Lactuca saligna is the source of this 1259-nucleotide messenger RNA. NCBI's taxonomy places the organism in Eukaryota, Viridiplantae, Streptophyta, Magnoliopsida, Asterales, Asteraceae. The record is from the annotation of a GenBank genome assembly.
AUGUGUCUCUGUGUCUUCGACAUACAAUUUACCCGUGGUCGGUUAUGCGAACGAUCACGUGAAAAGAGGUUUUCCUGCAAGCCCGUGAAGUUCUUAUCACGGUGGCCGCCGCCGGCGUUUACCCAAUUCAGAGAUCCAGCUUUACCUCGGAGAAUGAAAUCGAGUAAAGGUCAUCAGGAGGAGGAGGAAGACGAUUAUGAAGAAUUCGGCGUCAAGAAAGAUAACACCCCGUCUUCCAAUACCAGCAAAGAUGGGAAGAGCAGUGAUAAAGCUAAUGCUACUAGGUCGAAGCAUUCAGUUACAGAACAGCGUCGAAGAAGCAAAAUCAAUGAAAGAUUCCAGAUAUUGAGGGAUUUGAUACCCAAUAGCGAUCAAAAGAGAGAUACAGCAUCGUUUCUACUCGAGGUAAUAGAAUAUGUUCAAUAUUUACAAGAAAGGGUACAAAAAUAUGAAGGAUCAUAUCAAGGUUGGAGCACAGAGCCCACAAAAUUAAUGCCAUGGAGAAAUAGUCACUGGCGUGUCCCAAAUUUCGGUCAACCCCCCGUGAUAAAAACCGAUUCUGGUCAACCACCAUCUUUUCCCGUUAGAUUCGAUGAAAAUGUCCAAAUUGCCCCUCCCAUCAACACAACCUCACAAAAUCAAAACCCUGCCCGAACUGACCCUAGUGACAUGAACUGUAACAUGAUCGAUUCACAACCUGAAUUAUCAAACAAGACAACACUCAUGCCCAUCCCAAUGCUGCCCGGACAAUCUGCCCCGGUUGUUGAUGGUGGAUUUUCCCAUUCUACCCUUCACGGGUCAAGUGAUUGCCCGGGCCCGGCUGCCCGAGAUGGAAGUCAGCAAGAUGAGUUGAUGGUUGAAGGAGGGACAAUUAGUAUUUCAAGUGUUUAUUCUCAAGGGUUAUUAAAUUCGCUUACAGAUGCGUUACAAAACUCGGGUGUGGAUUUGACUCAAGCUACCAUUUCAGUACAAGUUGAUCUUGGGAAACGUGCAAACAGAGGACUCAUAUCCACUACUAAGGAACAUGAGAACGCUCAACAACCUGUGGGUAGGUUUCAAGAAUUUAGCAAUGGAGAAAACUCUGAUCAAUCUCAACCUCCAAAAAGACUCAAGACAUGAAAUUGGUGAUAAAUUUAUGUUUUGGGAAGGGGGGUAAAUGGGUCAAUUUGUACAUGAUGUGUGGUUUUGGCAACCCGAGAAAUCUGUUGUUAUGUUGUAGAAAGAGCUGCUGCAUGUGGAUGAUGAGUUGAGUGUUGCCU